Vicia villosa (hairy vetch) is the source of this 1143-nucleotide messenger RNA. RefSeq lists its product as uncharacterized. Bases 1 to 1143 code for a protein of 380 amino acids. Gene Ontology annotation, molecular function: RNA-DNA hybrid ribonuclease activity; nucleic acid binding. Lineage: Eukaryota; Viridiplantae; Streptophyta; Magnoliopsida; Fabales; Fabaceae. The transcript has 3 exons. The record is from RefSeq and is a predicted model, not a curated record.
AUGUCGUGGGAUAAAUUAACAAAUACAAAGAAGGAAGGUGGAUUGGGUUUUAGAUAUCUGAAAGCUUUCAAUAUGGCUAUGGUAGCAAAACAAGGAUGGAACUUGAUAAGCAAACCACACACGCUUGUCUCAAAAAAUUUCAAAGCAAGGUAUUACCCUAAUACUUCUUUUUUCGAUGCAAAUAUCGGGUUUAAUCCUAGUUUUGUUUGGAGAAGUUUGUGGAAGGCUAGAGAAGUCUUAAUGUUGGGUUGCAGGUGGAGUAUAGGAGAUGGUAGUCAAAUUAUGGCAAUGAAUGAACCUUGGCUUAGGGGAAGAAGAGAAGGUUGUCUUAUUGGACCCCAAAAGCAAGCUUAUGAAGACAUCUUACAGGUCCCUUUGUUGAAGGAGGUAGUGAAGGAUAGGUUGAUUUGGAAAGAAGAACAAAAUGGUGUGUAUAGUGUUUGUUCGGGAUACAGAUUGUGGAGGAGCUUGGAGGAUAGGAAGGUUGCAGGGAGAUUUGCAGUUGUGAUGAAUGUAAUUUGGAAGAAUAAAAAUGAUCUUAUUUGGCAUAAUGAGAAGGAGGAAGCAUCCAAGUUGGGCUUGAUUGCGUUUCAUAAUUGGCAUGAUUGGUUUAUGGCUCAAAGAAAUCAGGAGAGAAAUGAAAAUCUUCAGAAUGUCACUAGUUGGAACCCGCCACCGAAAGGAUGGUUAAAGUGCAAUGUGGAUGCGAGGUUUAAUAAACAGUGGGGGACAACUAACGGAGGUUGGUGUGUGCGGGAUAAAAGUGGAAAUUUUGUUGUUGCAGGAGUUGCUUGGGAUAUUGGUACUCUCUCCAUUCUUGAAGCGGAAGCUUCAGCCAUUAAAGAAGCUAUUGAAAGUGCUAUAGCUUUGCAUUUGGAAAAUGUCAUCUUUGAAAGCGACGCUCGGCAUGUGGUUCAAGCCAUCCACUCUAAUCAUAAGGGUGAUUCUGAGUUUAGUUUAAUUAUUAUGUAUAUUAGAAACUUGUUACAUAUUUCUUCAAACUUUGAGGUGAAGUUCGUUAAGCGUCAAGUGAAUUCGGUUGCCCACUCCCUUGUGAAGGUGGCCAAUUCUUGGUCUAGAUGUAGUGUUACAAACGUGAAUCCUCCUUGUAUUCAAUCUAUUAUCUUGAAUGAAAUGCGUUGA